UCCAAGAUGCUCGCCACGACGAUGGUGUUGCUGGUGCUAACACUGCUAUUAUUAUUAUAUACAAGCUGUCGCAAACCAAAAGGAUACCCGCCAGGUCCAAAAUGGUGGCCUAUUCUAGGCUGUGCAUUAGAAGUAGCGCGUCUCCGCCAGGAGACCAAAUAUCUCUGCAAAACGUGCUCGGCGCUAGGCAAGAAGUACGGGCCCGUGGUGGGUCUAAAGAUCGGCACGGAUCGCAUUGUUGUCCUGAACGAUCUGGAGAACAUACGGGCGAUGUUGAAUAACGAGGAUUGCGACGGUCGGCCGACCGGACCUCUGUACGAGGCGAGAACUUGGGGCGCCAGACGAGGUCUCAUCGUUGUAGACGGGCAGCUGUGGGUGGAGCAACGGCGAUUCGUCCUGCGGCACUUGAAGGAGUUCGGCUUCGGUCGCAACAGCAUGGCCACGAUCAUCGAAAACGAGGCUCUGAUGUUGGUGGAACAUUUCAAAAAACUGCUGCAGGACGGCUACGGGAUCGUUAAUGCCCGAAAACUUAUGACGGCGAAUACGACAAUGGUGAAAAACAACGGUCAAAUAUAUAAGCUGCAGAAGGACCCGAAGGAUAAACUGAAGGACAAGUCGCAGCUGUGCGACAAAUUCGGCGUGAUCGAGGAGAAAACUGCCACUCGCAAGACUCAGACGGCGGCGGAUUUGUACAUGAAGGUUGAAGACUACACGGACAUCAAGAAACUCUCCCAAUCGACGGGCGUGAUCGUGUCUAUGAACGACACGUUCGGUGUGACCGUUCUGAACACACUCUGGCAGAUGAUGGCUGGCAAAAGAUUUGACACCGACGACAAGCAGCUCAAGUACCUACAGCGAAUCCUAACGAAGCUCCUGGAGGAGAUCGACAUGAUCGGCGCGCCUUUCAGUCACUUUCCACUGUUGCGCUUCAUCGCGCCGGAAAUGUCGGGCUACAAACUGUUUGUAGAAACACACCAAGAGUUGUGGACAUUCUUGAAAGAGGAAUUGUACAAUCAUAAGAACACAUUCAUACCAAGCGCGCCGCGAGAUUUGAUGGAUGUCUACCUGACUGUGCUAGAUUCGAAAGAUUACAGCAAGACAUUCUCAGAAUCUCAGCUAUUGGGGAUCUGCGUCGAUCUUUUCAUAGCUGGUUCCGAAACGACAUCAAAAGCACUCGGCUUUGGAUUUUUGUACCUGUUAUUGUUCCCGCAUGUUCAGAGGAAAGCGCAGGAAGAACUAGACAGAGUCCUCGGCGACAGAUUUCCCACGUUGGCCGAUAGAUCCAAAAUGCCAUAUGUCCAAGCUGUCGUCUUGGAGACUAUUAGGAUAUUCAUGAGCCGCACCUUGAAUGUUCCACAUAGAGCCCUGAGAGACACUUAUAUUAACGGCCAUAAAAUACCAAAGGACACAAUGCUUAUUGUGAAUUUCGACGGGGUGCUCAUGGACGAGUCCUGGGGUGAUCCAGAAAAUUUUCGGCCGGAGAGAUUCCUCGACAGCAAUGACAACAUUGUUACACCAGAAAAAUACUUCCCUUUCAGUAUCGGCAAACACCGCUGUCUGGGAGAGGUGUUAGCUAAAAGCAACAUCUUUGUCAUAACAGCUGCCCUGCUGCAAGCGUUCACUUUUUCCGUGGUUCCCGGCGAGCCGCAACCAUCCACGCAGGAGUUCGUCGAUAGUGUCACGGGCGGUCCCAAACCGUAUAGAGCGUUAGUUACCCUGAGAAAAUAACU
Messenger RNA from Linepithema humile (Argentine ant), 1730 nucleotides. It is a transcript of the gene Cyp303a1, whose product is annotated as Probable cytochrome P450 303a1. Gene Ontology annotation, biological process: xenobiotic metabolic process. Lineage: Eukaryota; Metazoa; Arthropoda; Insecta; Hymenoptera; Formicidae. The record is from RefSeq and is a predicted model, not a curated record. Gene Ontology annotation, cellular component: cytoplasm; intracellular membrane-bounded organelle. Gene Ontology annotation, molecular function: oxidoreductase activity, acting on paired donors, with incorporation or reduction of molecular oxygen, reduced flavin or flavoprotein as one donor, and incorporation of one atom of oxygen; iron ion binding; heme binding.